AUGGCUCCAAAACCGCCCAAUCUGCAAUUUCAGGCGGAGAUUUUCAAAGAACGCUCUACAGGCCACAGUAAUUGUCCGACUUUUGGUGCAGUCAUCAUCAGUCCACUUGGAGUGAGUCGUACACACCACUGGGAUUACAUCUUGUGCCAAAAUUGGGUGGUCCAUUGGGAAAAUUAGUUGCGCGAGAGAGCACAGCUCCAUAACUGAUAGACUGUGUGGUAGGUUAUUUCACAGUUUGCGCGUGAAUAGCCUUCAAAGGCAGGUAGAUUCCGAUGGCGUUUGAGUGGGCGUUUGAGUUUGCGAUGUACUAUUGACGAGCACCAGCGCUUGGACAGAUUUAAACAAAGCGAACAAAGGCGGCAUUAAAUGACGGCAAGUUUACUGAAAUAUCUAAUCCCAAGCAUAUGCGCCACCAGGCAAAACCGUCGAGGUAAUAAGAGAGCAUGCAUCUGAAACCCGUUCCGACCUAAGAGAGUUGCGUGAGGUACCACGCCUUUUCAUUGGGUUUAUUUUCAACGAACGGGCGGGUUGACAGUUGCAGCAGGCAUCGUCGUCCCCGGCUUCCAGUACAAACUGCUGAAAUACUUUAAACAAAUUACCUUUUAUAGUAUCCGGUGGUCACUUUUGUUUUAGGGACAGGUCGAAAGUGCCCACGAUGUCCAUCACCUGCUCCACAGCAGGAAAGCUGACUUGCGCGUGACUUAGUCUACAGUAGUGGCAAACUUGCGCAGCAUCUACCACACACACCCCUCCUUCACCAUCUUGGUUUGGUGUCAUGAUAGCGUCAAGAAGACCGGAGGGCAUGGGCGAAUGGCUCGGCUAAAAUCCGCACGUAGGCAUACCACCACACCCCCUCGUCUAUAACAAACACCUGGGCAGGAUUUUCCCCAAAGAAAAAAAGGCGGCAACUCAAAUCACGUUUUCGUGCAUUGUGGCCUGUACCUGUUAUAAGUGCGCAUUCCAAAUGACGCCUGUCGGACAACAUUCUGGUCAUCGCACAUGCAGCGUGGCUCGUUUCGGGGACACUUUUGGUUGUAGUCACUAGCCUAUGACACGGCAAGUUAUUGCUCAUUGCAAUGAAAGAGCUAGGCUUGAAAAUCAACUCCAAGACCGAACAGAAAUGUUCAGCUCUGAUUUUAUCGUGCCAUGACGAGAAGACUGAUCUACUAUGACGUUUAAUUGCAGGAAGGUUUACUGGAAGGAGCAGUACUUGUCCAAAUUCAAAGUAGGAGAAAUCCAGUUUAAUGCCUCUUUGCUCUCAACACUAAAGUGUAUAACCUUGAGACGAUGAAGGACCAAAUCGGUUUGUUCUAGGACACCCUAAUAGGAUGUCAUCUAGAAAUAACUCCACCCUAGGGAGGCGAUAUCAAAAGAACCUGUCAGUUUGAAGUAGUCUGCAGGUACCUGCCUCCUAUUCCUGGAGACAGAACGUCUCUAACGGGGCCAGACGACGGUUGCUGUAGCUCGACCGUGGAAAGCUCUGGCGUCCACCGGAUGUCCCACAGAUUAGAAGCAGAACCGUUGAUUGGCGCUUGAAUAAGUUUGUCCUGGGACAGACCUAUUCAGCACUUACCACAGUCUCUCCUUCCUCAGCCGCAUCGCUUGGGUAGCAUGAUAACAUCAAGACGACCGGAGGCGGGCACAACUGCAAUAGCCAGCGAAUCCAAACAACUUGCCGACGCGCGCCCCACACGAUCUUGUUCCCACUAUUUGCGCCUGGUUACAGUGGGGCGGGUUGAAUCCCCACGUGGAUGAGAGUGCUGUACAGACCAGAGUAUGGAAGAGCCUUUUCACUCUCGCCCUCAGUUCUGAUAGCCAUCCUGUCAGAUGACAGCCUUCCAAGUCAGCAUCAUCGGUCGUCCAUUCGAGCCUGCCGACCAACUAGUGCCGGAAUCGGACGCAGUGGCUUACACCGGCCAGUGUCUACUUAUAACGGCAUGCCACCACCCGCUUGUACAGCAUUAAGGGCUCGCGCAGCCACACCGUAGUCCAAUAAACCCCUGCAGUGAACUACUCUGGUCCCGAUUUUGUCCACCUUUUUUGCAGCACAGCCGGUUGUUCUAAAGCAGCACAACGGCCCGCCAGUCAGACUGCCUAAAAUGCCUUUCCCAUUUAAGGUGACUCUGUCUUUCCGAGUUUGUACGUCAUGACAGAUGCGAGCACAAAGAUGUUUGACAACUUAACCGGCAGAACGCAUGCCAAGUUGGUCCCUGUGAGCGAAAAACGGUGUGGCAUGGACCUCAGUGAGAAGGGCAAUCGUUCAACACAGGUCACCACAUGGAUCCGUGACUGGCAUCUUCUUACAAUGGCUCAAAUUCCUCUGUUUUUCGAGACCGCAGCCAAAUGGCGGAUAAGGUGGAAAACCGGUCUGAUUGUUUGAUCAGUCCUACUCCGCUCUGGAGACGAAACGCUACCAUGUAGCCACGUGUUUUGCCCCAUCUAACUAGACGCUCUCACUUGUCUGGCUGGUAUUCUGUGACGCCAAUCCCCCGCUGAUCCUGUCACGUGACUACGCCAGGCCCACCCACGUGGCUGGCUGGGAGCCCCUGUCGUGUAUCCGAGGUUCGAUGAAAAAUCACGAGCUGGGACAGAUCAAAGUUGGCCUCCCUAGUGCUGUCGGCCGGGAAAUAAUGUUGCAAGGAGCGAUUAGAAUUAUGCUCUUCGAGACUGCCGGAAGCACGUCAUGACUACAAGUUCAUUGAGACUUCUGGAGAUUUUGAUUCGAAUUGACAUUUCAUCUGUGUAGAUAAACGUCUCCUUGCCGAUAGAAGCGAACAGACGGCUUCCAGGAAGCAGUUCAGAAGAGGAAGAAGAAGAAGAAGAAGAAGAAGAAGAGGAAGAAGAAGAAGAAGAAGAAGAAGAAGAAGAAAAAGAAGAAGAAGAAGAAGAAGAAGAAGAAGAAGAAGAAGAAGAAGAAGAAGAAGAAGAAGAAGAAGAAGAAGAAGAAGAAGAAGCGAUCACCGAAACAAGAAAUUUACUGA
Messenger RNA from Spirometra erinaceieuropaei, 2981 nucleotides. Lineage: Eukaryota; Metazoa; Platyhelminthes; Cestoda; Diphyllobothriidea; Diphyllobothriidae. The record is from the annotation of a GenBank genome assembly.